AUGGCGGAAAAUUUGAGGGUGAUAGCUCUACCAUAUGGUUGUAACUUUUACGACAAAGUAUUGGCCGAUCUGCGAACCUUUGAUUCCUGGGAUGACUCUGAAAGUCUUAUUCAGAGCGUUCAACCUGCUCCCUCCAACCUAAAAUAUUCGAUCUGCGGCUACCCCGGAGCCGUGGGCCUUAAAGUAGCAACUACUUCGCUUGUGGACCUAUUCAGCCCGUGGGAUCCUGCCGAUAUUCGGUUUUUUGCAGGAGUCAGAAACCCGUCUACGGUAGCCGCCCUAAGUUAUAGGACCCCUCGGAUGUGUCUUUCCCAACAAUUACGUAUACUAUCGAUUGCGUCUGUAAUUCGAGGACCAGGGGGCGGGCAAAAUUCUGAAGGGCAAAAGGCGUUCAGGGCGGCAAUUAUCGCCCGCUAUGCUCUUGGACACCUUAAUAAUUCUCACGCGGUUAGAAACAAGGAUAGGCGAUAUCGAUGCCAAAUCACAAAUAUCUACUUCCGUCCUGAUAGGCUAAAGGCCUCCCAUAUUUGUCCUUAUUCUGAGGACAGAAUAGCGAGUUUGGUUGGCCUCUCUAGCACCAUGGCUAAAAGCAACGGCUUGCUUUUACAUGCGUCCGUCAAAAAGAACUUCGACAACUUUCGGAUUACUAUCAUCCCACAAAAUGAAGAUGGGAAUAUAGUUUUUACUCUAAGGGUUCUUAACUCAAGGCUCUUGACAUCUAGGGGUUUUCCGGCGGAUACGGUUAUAGACUCGAACGAGGAGGAGUUGCCCCCAAUCCGAUGGGGUGACCUUGAUGGGAAGAAAAUUACAUUCUCGACCGAAAGUGAUACUACACCAUACAUCCCUUCCCUGCGUUGGCAUGCCUGGGUUGCCAAGGACCUCAUCGGGUCCCAGUUCGCGGAAGAUAUUCAUCUAUCAUUUUAA
Orbilia oligospora ATCC 24927 is the source of this 924-nucleotide messenger RNA. RefSeq lists its product as uncharacterized. The record is from RefSeq and is a predicted model, not a curated record. The coding region runs from base 1 to 924 and encodes 307 amino acids. The transcript has a single exon. NCBI's taxonomy places the organism in Eukaryota, Fungi, Ascomycota, Orbiliomycetes, Orbiliales, Orbiliaceae.